Messenger RNA from Medioppia subpectinata, 318 nucleotides. The record is from the annotation of a GenBank genome assembly. NCBI's taxonomy places the organism in Eukaryota, Metazoa, Arthropoda, Arachnida, Sarcoptiformes, Oppiidae.
AUGCAUGUCGUGUACAUCACUGCCACCUUUCCUUAUAUGGUUCUCAUUAUAUUCUUCUUCCGCGGCAUUACUCUCGAUGGUAUGGAAGACGGCGUUAAACAUCUUUUCACACCCGAUUGGUCGAAACUGUCGGACCCAGUGGUGUGGUUAGAGGCCGGAACUCAAAUAUUCUUUUCAUUGGGACUCGGAUUUGGAGGUUUGAUAGCAUUUGCAUCUUAUAAUCCGGUCCACAAUGACUGCUAUCGGGACGCGAUAUUCGUUGCGCUCACCAAUUGUGGCACUUCUAUGUUCGCUGGCAUUGUUGUCUUCUCAGUUAUG